This is a messenger RNA of Cutaneotrichosporon cavernicola, 2877 nucleotides long. RefSeq lists its product as uncharacterized. Gene Ontology annotation, biological process: tetrahydrofolate interconversion. The record is from RefSeq and is a predicted model, not a curated record. Gene Ontology annotation, molecular function: formate-tetrahydrofolate ligase activity; methylenetetrahydrofolate dehydrogenase (NADP+) activity; ATP binding. Gene Ontology annotation, cellular component: cytosol. The transcript is spliced from 2 exons. Bases 1 to 2877 code for a protein of 958 amino acids. Lineage: Eukaryota; Fungi; Basidiomycota; Tremellomycetes; Trichosporonales; Trichosporonaceae.
AUGAGCGCAGCCAAGUCGUACACGGGCUCGGCCCAGCUCAUCGAUGGCAACGCCAUUGCAAAGGACAUCCGCCUGAACAUCCAUGCGGCUAUCGAUGAGCUCCAGGCCAAGGAGAAGUCAUUCAAGACGCCCGUGCUCUACAUCUACCAGCUGGGCUCGAACCCGGCGUCGUCAACGUACAUCCGCAUGAAGCUCAAGGCGGCUGAGGAGUCGGGCAUGAAUGUCAAGCACAUCCAGGUGCCCGCCGACAGCGAGGUUGAGAACCAGGCCCCGGGCACUGGCGUCAAGAAGCUCCUUGACCUCGUGAACAAGGCCAACGGCGACGACAAGGUGUCUGGUAUCCUUGUCCAGCUCCCCCUCCCCGGCGCGAGCAAGGAGGAGGAGAAGAGGGUUGUCGAGUCGAUCUCGGUCGGCAAGGACGUCGACGGCUUCCACCCCGAGAACAUUGGCCUGCUCUCGGGCCGCCUCACUGAGCCCUACUUCACCCCCUGCACGCCCGCAGGCAUUGAGCGCCUGAUUGACUCGACCGGCUUUGACCUCAAGGGCUCCAACGUCGUCGUGCUCGGCCGCUCGGACAUUGUCGGCACCCCUACGUGCGCGCUCCUCCGUAAGCGCGACGCGACCGUCACCCAGUGCCACUCGAAGACGGUUGGCCUCCCCGAGAUUGUGCGCCAGGCCGACGUCGUCGUCGCUGCUAUCGGCGUGGGUCAGUUUGUCAAGGGCGACUGGAUCAAGCCUGGUGCAAUCGUCAUUGACGUUGGCACCAACUUCAUCCCUGACGCGACCAAGAAGUCGGGCCAGCGCAUGGUCGGUGACGUCGACUUUGACGUUGCCUCCAACGUUGCCGGCUUCAUCACUCCUGUGCCAGGAGGUGUUGGCCCCAUGACCGUUGCCAUGCUCAUGAACAACACCUUCCGCGCUGCCAAGCGCCAGUGGGAGAGCCGUCGCCAGCGCCACCUCACUCCUCUCCCCCUCCGCGUCCUCGACCAGGUGCCUUCGGACAUUGAGAUCGCUGUCGCCCAGACUCCCAAGCCUGUCGCCGACAUUGCGCGCGAGAUCGGUGUUCUCAGCGACGAGAUCGAGAGCUUCGGCAAGUACAAGGCCAAGAUUGAGCUCGAUGUCCUUCACCGCCUCCAGGACCGCAAGGAUGGCAAGUACAUUGUUGUCGCCGGUAUCACGCCCACUCCUCUCGGCGAGGGCAAGUCAACGACAACGAUCGGUCUCGCCCAGGCUCUCGGUGCGCACUUGCAGAAGACGGCCAUUGCCUGUGUCCGUCAGCCCUCGCAGGGCCCGACCUUUGGUGUCAAGGGUGGUGCCGCAGGCGGUGGCUACUCGCAGGUCAUCCCCAUGACCGAGUUCAACCUCCACCUCACUGGUGACAUCCACGCCGUUACCGCUGCCAACAACCUCCUCGCUGCUGCCAUUGACGCGCGCAUGUUCCACGAGAGCACGCAGAGCGACAAGGCGCUCUUCAGCCGCCUCACGCCUCCCAAGAAGGGUGUGCGCUCGUUUGCCAAGCCUAUGCUUAAGCGCCUUGAGAAGCUCGGCAUCAACAAGACCAACCCUGCCGACCUCACCGAGGAGGAGGCCGCUCGCUUCGCCCGCCUCGACAUUGAUCCCGCCACCAUCACCUGGAACCGUGUGCUCGAUGUCAACGACCGCUACCUGCGCAAGAUCACCGUUGGCCAGGCCCCUACCGAGAAGGGCUUCUCUCGCGAGACUGCGUUCGACAUUGCCGUCGCGUCCGAGGUCAUGGCUGUCCUUGCUCUUGCCACCGACCUCGCCGACAUGCGCGAGCGCCUCGGCCGCAUGGUCGUCGCCUCGUCCAAGAACGGCGACCCCAUCACCGCCGAGGACAUUGGCUGUGCCGGUGCUAUGGCCGUCCUCAUGAAGGACGCCAUCAAGCCCACCCUCAUGCAGACGCUCGAGGGCACGCCCGUGUUCGUCCACGCCGGCCCCUUUGCCAACAUUGCCCACGGCAACUCGUCGAUCAUCGCCGACCGCAUUGCGCUCAAGCUUGCGGGUGUCGAGGAGGGCGACUCGGAGGACCGCAACGGCUACGUCAUCACCGAGGCUGGCUUCGGUGCCGACAUUGGUAUGGAGAAGUUCUGCAACAUCAAGACACGUAUUUCGGGCCUCAACCCCAACGCCGUCGUGCUCGUCGCGACCAUCCGUGCGCUCAAGAUGCACGGUGGCGGCCCCACCGUCUCGCCGGGCAAGCCUCUCGACCCCGUGUACUCGACCGAGAACCUCGAGCUGCUCGAGAAGGGCUGCGCCAACCUCGGCAAGCACAUUGAGAACGCCAAGAAGUUCGGCCUCAAGGUCGUGGUCGCGAUCAACCAGUUCGUCUUCGACACCGAGGCCGAGAUGAAGCUCGUGCAGGACUACUCGCUCAAGGUGGGCGCCGACUACGCCGUCCCCGCCAACCACUGGGCCAAGGGUGGCGAGGGUGCUGUCGCGCUCGCCGAGGCCGUCGUCGACGCGUGCAAGGACGAGUCGCACUUCAAGUUCCUGUACGACGUCAACCUGCCUCUCGAGGAGAAGAUGUCCAUUAUCGCUAAGGAGAUGUACGGUGCCGACGGCGUCGAGCUCGCCCCCGCCGCCAAGGCCGAGGUCGAGCGCUACGAGCGCCAGGGCUACGGCAACCUUCCCAUCUGCAUGGCCAAGACUGCGCUCUCGCUCUCGGACGACCCCAGCCGCAAGGGUGUCCCCACUGGCUUUACGCUGCCUAUUCGCAACGUCCGCCUCUCGGCCGGUGCCAGCUUUGUCUACCCCCUCGUUGGCGACAUGUCGACCAUGCCGGGCUUGACCACCCGCCCCGGUUUCUACGACAUUGACCUCGACCCCGAGACUGGCGACAUUCUCGGUCUCUGCUAA